AUGGGUUUCGUAGUCGGCGUCGUGCUCGGAAUCCUAGUCGGCCUUGCCAUCAUUGUCGCCUUCGUCCGCGCCGAGAAUUCCCGCUCCGCCCGACGAUCCCAGCUCGCAACCACCAUCGCCGCUUUUGCCAGAAUGUCGGUAGACGAUUCUAGAAAACUCUUACCUGCUCAAUUCUACCCUUCCUGGGUCGUUUUCUCUUCCAGACAAAAGUUAACUUGGCUUAACUCGCAUCUUACCAAGAUCUGGCCCUAUGUCAAUGAGGCUGCUUCUGAGCUUAUUAAGACAUCGGCGGAACCGAUUCUCGAAGAAUACAGACCCACGGUUUUGGCUUCUCUCAAAUUUUCUAAGUUUACCCUCGGUACUGUUGCACCACAGUUUACAGGGGUAUCUAUAAUUGAAGAUGACGGAGAUGGUGUUACAAUGGAGUUAGAAAUGCAGUGGGAUGGUAAUCCAAGUAUUAUACUUGAUAUUAAAACUCUCAUUGGUGUUGCUCUUCCCGUGCAGGUUAAAAAUAUAGGAUUUACAGGCGUCUUCAGGUUGAUUUUUAAGCCACUGGUUGAAGAAUUUCCGGGCUUUGGAGCUGUUUGCUAUUCACUAAGACAAAAGAAAAUGCUGGAUUUUACACUAAAAGUCAUUGGUGGUGACAUAUCAGCAAUACCUGGAUUAUACGAUGCAAUUGAGGGGGCAAUUCGGGAUGCCGUUGAAGAUUCUAUUACUUGGCCUGUGAGAAAAAUUGUACCCAUCUUGCCUGGAGAUUAUAGUGAUCUGGAGUUGAAGCCUGUGGGAAUAUUAGAAGUCAAGCUUGUGCAAGCAAAGGACUUAACAAACAAGGAUAUAAUUGGAAAAUCAGAUCCAUAUGCUGUAUUGUACAUACGCCCUUUACGCAACAGAACGAAAAAAAGCAAGACAAUUAACAAUGAUUUGAAUCCAAUAUGGAAUGAACACUUCGAAUUUAUAGUUGAAGAUGCAUCCACUCAGCACUUAUAUGUUAAAGUGUAUGAUAAUGAGGGCUUACAGUCGUCGGAAUUAAUUGGAUGUGCUGAAUUAAAGCUUAGUGAACUCCAACCUGGUAAAGUAAAAGAUGUGUGGUUGAAGUUGCUCAAGGAUUUGGAGAUCCAAAGAGAUAACAAGAACAGAGGACAGGUACAUUUGGAGCUUUUGUAUUGUCCUUAUGGCACAGAGAACAGCUUUACCAACCCAUUUUCUCCCAACUACUCAAUGACAUCCUUGGAAAAGGUUAUUAAAAGUUCAACUAAUGGAAUGGAGUCUAAUGGAAGUGAAAAUGAAGCUGCACAAAAGAAAAAGGAGGUUAUUAUUAGAGGAGUUCUUUCUAUUACUGUGAUAUCAGCCGAAGACUUGCCUGCCGUUGAUUUCAUGGGGAAAUCUGAUCCUUUUGUUGUUCUUACAUUGAAGAAAGCAGAAACAAAGAACAAAACCAGGGUUGUGAACAACAGCUUGAAUCCUGUUUGGAAUCAAACAUUUGACUUUGUUGUAGAGGAUGGAUUACAUGAUAUGCUACUUGUUGAAGUUUAUGACCAUGACACCUUUGGGAAGGACUAUAUGGGCAGAGUGAUAUUGACGCUUACCCGAGUGAUAUUGGAAGGAGAAUACAAAGAACGUUUUGAGCUAGAUGGUGCAAAAUCUGGCUAUUUGAAUUUGCAUCUCAAGUGGAUGCCACAAUCAAUUUACCGUGAUUCUUAA
Messenger RNA from Lathyrus sativus (Indian pea), 1701 nucleotides. Lineage: Eukaryota; Viridiplantae; Streptophyta; Magnoliopsida; Fabales; Fabaceae. The record is from the annotation of a GenBank genome assembly.